Molecule: messenger RNA, 3993 nt
Organism: Postia placenta MAD-698-R-SB12
Lineage: Eukaryota; Fungi; Basidiomycota; Agaricomycetes; Polyporales; Adustoporiaceae
Exons: 36
Coding region: 1-3993 (1330 amino acids)
Biological process (GO): transmembrane transport
Cellular component (GO): membrane; fungal-type vacuole
Molecular function (GO): ABC-type peptide transporter activity; ATP binding; ATP hydrolysis activity
Source: RefSeq, a predicted model, not a curated record
AUGUCUUCUCAAACAUUACUGGGGAACAACAACAUGGCUGAGGACCCACAGGGGACUGUAUGGGAUACUCGCUUCAUCCCAGUGUACAUUGCGGCCAUUUCCUUGGUCGCAUUGAUCCUUCAGAACCUCUACCGAUCGCAACCUGCCAAAAGGCUCUAUUCUAAUUUGAUCGCACUCGGUACCCCCUCACCGUCUUCUGGUAGUGUGGUGGUCGACCCCAGUGACUCUGCAGGCGCCGGAGAGUUGAGGGCACCUCCUAGUCUCUCUCGCCGUUUCAUCCGCUUGAAUGCAGAACAAGAGGACCGAACAGAGUCGACCGGCCAGCCCGCCUCGCUUGAGAUUGUUUUAUGCGGGACCUACACUUAUGUUUCCCUGUUAUCGCUCGCGACACUUGUGGCACGGCCCAAGACAAGCGAUAGAGUGACCAGAUAUCUCGUUCUGAUACUGCUCUCCGCGUGGGUUACCUAUGUGUACAGAGACAUUUGGCCAUACGCAACGUUCGACCUGACACCCGCGGAUGCCUCUGAGGGGAUAUACCUGUGGACGAAGAUUGCCUUCUUGACGCUAGCUGCUGUGCUUGUCCCUCUGUUUAGCCCUAGACGGUAUAUACCUUCCGUCUCCAAGACUGCCUCCCUCGCAUCCUUGAUGUUCUUUACCUGGAUCGAUCCGAUCGUCUUCAAGGCGUACCGCGUUCCACACCUUUCCGUUGAUGAGCUUCCUCCACUUGCCGACUAUGACGAUUCGGAAAGUCUGGUGAACUCACACAUGAAGGAGCUUGACCCCUUGCUGGUCAGGAAGAAAGGGCAACAUAUUGGAUGGGGUUUGCUGAAAGUUUUCCGGAAUGACUUCAUUGUCAUGGGUACCAUGCUUACGCUCAACGUUAUUGCCCGCUUCGUCAGCCCAAUAGCCGUAAGGAAUCUACUCGCGUACCUGGAAGGCAGUAGCGACACUACUCUUCGGCCCUGGGUAUGGGUCAGCUUGCUCUUCGUCGGCCCAAUCCUUACCGUCUUAUUCAUUUCCAUGUACCUGGUCUACUGUGCCGGGAUACUCGUACGUGUAGAGGCUCUCGUCACACAGCUCGUCUUCACCCAUGCACUUCGCAUGAGAGUGAAAUCAGAAGUCUCGGAGACGCCCGCUCCGAAAGCGGGCGCAGCUUCUACCGUAGCCCCUGAUGGUGAAGGCACUAGCAGUGCUCCUGGGGUACAAAACGCCUCGACUGACAACACCAAAGGAAAGCAGAGGGCGAGCUCGAAUGCCCCAAAGCAAGCUCAGUUGGGCACUGCCUCACAGAGGAGCAAAAACUUUGUUGGUAGAAUCAACAAUCUAAUUACAACAGACCUACAAUCGCUCGCCACGGGACGUGACGUCUUGCAUCUGUUUGUCAUGGUGCCUGUCCAGACAUUCCUAUGUGUCUGGUUCUUAUACUCGGUAUUGGGAUGGAGUGCUUUUGUUGGGAUGGCUGUCAUAGUUUUGCUUCUGCCGGUUCCUGGUUCUGUCGCCAAAAUGAUCCGAGGGGUCCAAGUCGACAAAAUGAAGAAGACCGAUGCCCGCGUGCAAGGGGUUACUGAAGCCAUGAACGUGAUCCGAAUGAUCAAGCUAUUCGGCUGGGAGCGCAGAAUAACGGAUCAGCUAACGGAAAAGCGCGAGGUCGAACUGAAGUCUGUCAAGAGGGCUAAACUUCUGCAAAUGAUUAGUUCCAGUCUGACCAUCGAAGGUGUUCUCAUCGAUGACCGACUGACAAGCACAGUGUUUGACAUGUUCACUUUACUCCUCAAUCAAAUUACAAACAUGCUCACACCAUUCAUACGCGCUAAAGUCUCGCUAGACCGUCUGAAUGAGUUCCUUCAGACCACCGAGCUACUAGACGAGUUUGCAGAGCAACAGGAGGCUGAUGUGUCGGCUUCCAUGCUGAAGGAUGAUGUCCCCAGUGAUUUGAUUGGUUUCUGCGACGCGACGUUCACCUGGACGAAAGAGGACAGUCUACCCUCAAGCACCGGGUCAUCGAGCCGAAAUUUCACGCUUUCAGGGCCGCAUAAACCUGAUCAUUGGACCCACUGGGUCGGGGAAGACUUCCCUGCUAAUGGCACUGACCUAUUUGACGGCGUCGGAAAGGAAAAUAUUCUCUUCGGUACGGCGCUUGACGAAGAGAGAUACAAUAAGGUCAUUAAGCAGUGUGGUCUCGAACGAGACCUGGGAUUGUUCGAUGCUGGCGAUCUCACCGAGGUCGGGGAGAAAGGUAUCACACUAAGGUAUGCGGCCCGAGUGACUCUUGCGCGAGCCGUAUACUCGAAAGCAGAGAUCCUGUUACUUGACGAUAUUCUGGCUGCUCUCGAUGUGCACACUGCUCGUCACGUUAUGGAACAUUGUCUUCAAGGUGAUCUUAUUCGAGGUCGCACAGUGCUCUUGGUGACCCACAACGUCGCAUUGGCUAUUCCUGUCGCAGGUUUCAUCGUCGCCAUGGGUAUUGAUGGACGAGUUUCCAGUCAAGGUUCGCUCUCAGAUGCUCUGGAGGAUGUUACACGAUUGGCAAAGGAUAUCGUCGAGGAGCGCCAAACAGCCAGAAUAGCGGAGGACGUUACGGAUAAGAAAGUCUUUGUGAACGCUUCAAAGAACGGCAAACUUGUUGUUGCAGAGGAGAUCGCUAUUGGUCACGUCGGUGUCAAGAGCAUGAAGUUGUACUUCUCGAAUCUUGGGGGGAAGCAUUACCUCAUGUUCUGGCUGUUGGCACCGUGCAUUUUAGUAUCUUCAGAAAUCAUACGCAACCUGCAGGUUUGGUGGCUCGGGUAUUGGGCACGGCAGUACGAGGAGCGAGCAGCCGAAGAAGUCAGCGCCCCUUUUUAUCUAUCAAUUUACGGCCUGCUUUUGUCCACCACGGUCCUCCUCAUCACCGCGUUCAACAUUGUCUGGAUCUUCGCCACGCUGCGGGCGUCGAGAGCGAUCCACAAGAGUUUUAUCGCCUCCGUAUUUGCCACGACAUUGAGGUUAGAUGGCUCGAUAAAACACCCACUUCACCUCGGUGCUGUUGUGAUCACCUCCCCGAUAUUCCUCACUCCUGGAAUCAUCAUCGCGCUCGCAGGCGGAUACAUCGGCCGCAUCUAUAUGAAGGCGCAACUGUCUGUAAAACGCGAAAUGAGCAACGCUCGCGCCCCCGUGCUCGGCCAUGUUGGUUCCGCAUUCUCCGGGCUAGUAUCUAUUCGAGCAUUUGGAGCUCAGGAAGCAUACAAGAAAGCAUCAUGGGUAUCUAUUCGCCUCGAAGGACUCAGCGCACUGUUUACUGUGAGUUUGGCUGCAUAUCUAGUCUACGCCUCCCACGAGAGCGCAUCAAACAUCGGGUUUGCGCUUAACAUGGCAGUCGGAUUCAGUAGCUUGAUCCUGUCCUGGGUGCGCAUGUUCAACGACACUGAGGUAAACGAUGCAGCGUGGAACGCAUCCACCAAUACCUGGAAAUUGAGCACGAGCCAGCACCUACCCAAGCUGGACAACCGCCAGCCUACUGGCCAGCCAGUGGCGAUCUCAAAGUCGAACAACUGUCUGCUCUAUGACGAUGCAGUAAUGAACAAUGCUCUACGCUCUGCGGGGCUGUUUACUUUGCAGAACGACAUGACAGAAGGCCAGAUCACCCUUGAUAGUCCAAUUGCGAGCGAAGGUGGCAACUUGUCCGUCGGCCAGAAGCAAAUACUUGCGCUUGCGAGAGCGAUCCUAAGGCAGAGCAAGCUUCUGAUCCUAGAUGAAGACUAUGAGACGGACGCCGUAAUUCAAGCUUCCUUGCGCACAGAGCUUGACAAGAGUGUGACCAUCCUGACAGUCGCGCACCGUCUCCAAUCCAUCAUGGAUUCUGACAAGAUAAUGGUCCUUGACGCUGGCAGGAUCGCCGAGUUCGGCAAGCCAAGUGACUUACUGUCGAUUGAAGGCGGGCUGUUACGUGCCCUCGUAGACGGGAGUGGUGACAAGGAGAAACUGUACGCAAUGGCUGUUGGGGACGAUUCCCAUUAG